This is a messenger RNA of Botrytis porri, 2565 nucleotides long. RefSeq lists its product as uncharacterized. The transcript is spliced from 7 exons. The record is from RefSeq and is a predicted model, not a curated record. NCBI's taxonomy places the organism in Eukaryota, Fungi, Ascomycota, Leotiomycetes, Helotiales, Sclerotiniaceae. Bases 1 to 2565 code for a protein of 854 amino acids. Gene Ontology annotation, biological process: peptidyl-serine phosphorylation; intracellular signal transduction. Gene Ontology annotation, molecular function: ATP binding; protein serine/threonine kinase activity.
AUGAAAAGAACUCGCACCGGCCCUGCACUCGAUCCCAAUGCAGUAGACCAAGCUGGCCCGCCUCCUCGAUUGGAGAAGCCUCUGUUUCUCGAAACUGUUACUCAAUUGAACUCAGUAUCUCCUCCACAUUCUCCCACACAUUAUAUUCAUAGACCUUCAAAGUUUCGACGCCAAGGGUCAAAGAUUCUCUCAGUUUUACGUUCGUUAACCAACAAUAGCUCAAGUAUAGCUUUAGAGGAUGAUUAUGCACCGUUAUCACCUCCUCCCGAAUCUGUCGCUCUUGGCAAGAAAAUCUCCAUGGCCUUACUCAAAGCUCCACCCACAAUCGUUCAUCGUACACAGUUCAAGAGUAGACCUAGUUUGAUCUCUCUUGAUAAAGGUGUUCUGGAUUUCAUGCCCGAUGCUCCUACUCCUCCAUCGAGUGCAGAAUCUGCAAGCAAUAGUGGAAAAUCGUCUGGUCCUGAUGCUAAGCAAUCGACUCAAAAAACUUCCCUCGAAUCAAAAUUCUCGCAGAAAUCUGUGGGUGUCUCGCAUCACUCUUUGGAGAAUAAGAAGAUCAUGCCGAAGAAUAUGAAUCAAGCAGAGGUUAGCUCUGCGGAGGGUGCCCUGGCAUCGAUUACUGAAGGUGAUAAUGUUGAAUGUCCACAGCCAGUUCCAACUGUGAUCACCGUCGAAAAGGCAGCUUCUGCAAAAGUUUUCUUUGAAACUUAUUACAAUCAGUUUACUUCCAAAGCAAUCACACCUCGAUCUCUCCGUCGCUUAAAUCUAGAGAAUGAGCUUCUGAAUGAUAUGAUCUCUACCCCGACAGACAAAGCCGAAAGACUUCAAGCAUUGGCUACAGCAGAGACGAAUCAUCUCAGACAGAUGAGAAAUAUGAAGGUGCGCAGUACCAAUGCUUUGAAGGGUAGAGAUCAUAAAACUUCAAACUAUGAGGUGGUUAAGGUUCUUGGAAAGGGUAGUUUUGGUGUUGUGAGAUUAGUUAGAGAGAAGUGGGCUCCAGGUGCUAAGGAAUCGGAACCAAGUAAGCGUAUCUACGCUAUGAAAGUGAUCAAGAAAUCGGAUAUGCUCAGAAAUAGUCAAGAAGGUCAUCUGAGAGCUGAGCGUGACUUUCUCGUUGCUGCCGAGGGAUCUAGAUGGGUCGUUCCUUUGAUUACCAGUUUCCAAGAUCUCAACAACUUGUACCUCGGGGGAGACUUCCUUGGCCUCCUCAUUCGUGACAAUGUUCUCUCUGAGUCCGUCACAAAAUGGUAUAUUGCCGAAAUGAUCCUCUGCAUCGAAGAAGCCCAUGCUCUUCGCUGGAUCCAUCGUGAUAUUAAACCAGACAAUUUCUUAAUAUCUGCGUCUGGUCAUCUCAAGAUCUCUGAUUUCGGAUUAGCGUUUGAUGGACAUUGGUCUCAUGAUCAAGCUUACUUUCACAAUCACAGGUAUUCGCUUCUGAAUAAACUUGGAAUUACUGUUGAGGGAGAUUCUCUCGAUAAAAAGGAAGGAAGGAGUGUAGCUGCGGCGAUGAAAAUGGCUCAUGUGAUGAUGGGUGGAAAAGAGCGACAUGAGAAGAAUUCGGAUAAUGCGUCGGAAUCAGAGAGUAUUCUUAAUUGGCGCAAUCGUUUUGGAAACAGAACACUGGCGAGAUCAGUGGUAGGUACGAGUCAGUAUAUGGCGCCAGAAGUGGUGAGAGGGGAAUUGUAUGAUGCUAGAUGUGAUUGGUGGAGUGUUGCUGUUAUUCUUUAUGAGUGUCUUUACGGACAUACACCUUUCCUUGCAGAGGAAGGUGGAAGACAACAAACAAAGAUGAAUAUCCUGAAUCACAAAACCACAUUCCAAUUCCCGUCGCGUCCAUCUGUUAGCAGAAGAUGCCAAGAUCUCAUCCGCAGCAUCAUUCAAGAAAAAGACCAUCGUCUCUGCAGUCGCCGCUACAAAUCUCGAGACACAACACUCGGCUCCGUAUCCUCUCGUCGAAACCUCGAUUACGCCGGUCGUUACGUCUACCCCAAUGAUGCCGAAGAUAUCAAAGCGCAUAAAUGGUUCCGCGAUAUUCAAUGGGAUCGCAUUCAUUUGAUGCCUCCUCCUUUUAUCCCCAACAUCAAAUCAAUGGAUGAUACGCAUUAUUUUGACGAGGAAGAACCCAUUUCUGAUUUCUCGGAAAGUGUGGCGAGUGUGCAGCCGACGGUUCACCAGAUUGCUGAUGCGCUUAAACCGUUCAAUCGCGAGAUUCAAAUUCUGGCGACGGGGUUUAUAGAGAGACCGCACGAUACGGUGAGGUUGAAGAGGGUGGAGAAGGAGAUUGAUCAGUUUGCGAUGAGGAAUGAGGAUAAGGAGUAUCUCAAGAGAUUUGUGAGGACGUUUGGGAAGAAGGAGAGGAAGAGACCGAGGGAUAGGUUGUUGAGAGAUAAGGAGAUUGCGCCGAAGAUUCUGGAGUUGAGGAAGAAAGGGGCGUUUUUGGGGUAUACGUAUCGGAGGAUUGAUAUGGGGAUGGGAGCGAGUGGGAGUGGGAGUGGAAGGGGAGUGGUGGCGGCGGGAAGCUGGAGGCCGAAUGUUUGGCAUCGGGCUAGGUUGAGUGUUCAUUGA